This is a messenger RNA of Myotis brandtii (Brandt's bat), 1541 nucleotides long. RefSeq names its product rhomboid, veinlet-like 3 (Drosophila) (gene RHBDL3). Gene Ontology annotation, cellular component: membrane. The coding region runs from base 263 to 1183 and encodes 306 amino acids. Gene Ontology annotation, molecular function: serine-type endopeptidase activity. The record is from RefSeq and is a predicted model, not a curated record. The transcript has 9 exons. NCBI's taxonomy places the organism in Eukaryota, Metazoa, Chordata, Mammalia, Chiroptera, Vespertilionidae.
CCUCUCACUUGCUUCUGGCCCCAAAGCCCAGGUAGAAUCCCGCGUCCUCGCCACUGGGACUCAGCCUGGAAGAGACGGGCCCUGGAAAGUCCUGUUUGAUCAGUGUGACCCUGGGAACACCGGCUACAUCAGCUCAGGCAAGUUCCGCAGCCUCCUGGAGAGCCACAGCUCCAAGCUGGACCCGCACAAAAGGGAGGUGCUCCUGGCUCUGGCCGACAGCCACACCGAUGGGCAGAUCUGCUACCAGGACUUUGUCAACCUGAUGAGCAACAAGCGGUCCAACAGCUUCCGCCAGGCCAUCCUGCAGGGGAACCGCCGGCUCUGCAGCAAGGCCCUGCUGGAGGAGAAAGGGCUGAACCUCUCCCAGCGGCUCAUCCGCCACGUGGCCUACGAGACCCUGCCCCGGGAGAUUGACCGGAAGUGGUACUACGACAGCUACACCUGCUGCCCCCCACCCUGGUUCAUGAUCACCAUCACCCUGCUGGAGGUGGCCUUUUUCCUGUACAAUGGAGUGUCGCUGGAUCAGUUUGUGCUGCAGGUGACCCAUCCCCGGUACCUGCAGAACGCACUGGUUUACCACCCACAGCUCCGAGCACAGGCGUGGCGCUACCUGACGUAUAUCUUCAUGCACGCGGGGAUAGAACACCUGGGCCUCAAUGUGGUGCUGCAGCUCCUGGUGGGGGUGCCCUUGGAGAUGGUGCACGGAGCGACCCGCAUUGGGCUGGUCUACGUGGCUGGUGUGGUGGCAGGAUCCUUGGCGGUGUCUGUGGCUGACAUGACCGCGCCCGUCGUGGGCUCCUCUGGAGGGGUGUACGCGCUUGUCUCUGCCCAUCUGGCCAACAUCGUGAUGAACUGGUCAGGCAUGAAGUGCCAAUUCAAGCUGCUGCGGAUGGGUGUGGCCUUGAUCUGUAUGAGCAUGGAGUUUGGGCGGGCCGUGUGGCUCCGGUUCCACCCGUCGGCCUAUCCCCCGUGCCCUCACCCGAGCUUCGUGGCACACUUGGGUGGCGUGGCCGUGGGCAUCACGCUGGGCGUGGUGGUCCUGAGGAACUAUGAGCAGAGGCUGCAGGACCAGUCGCUGUGGUGGAUCUUUGUGGCCAUGUACACCAUCUUUGUGCUGUUUGCUGUCUUCUGGAAUAUCUUUGCCUACACCCUGCUGGACCUAAAGCUGCCCCCGCCCCCCUGACAGCUGGAGGACCAGAAGUCGGGGAGGGCAGGGAGAAGCGGCAUCAGAAAGGAGCAUCUGGAUUCUGUUUUCUCAUCACCAGCUCAGGGAGGCCGGGAGGAGAGGACGAGAGACGCUGGGCAGACAGUGGAGGCUCUGUUCCGAAAGGCACCUGCUGGGGGAGUUGGAUUGGCUACUGUUGUUUUUCUAGACUCUUCCAAAGACAUCGGGCCAGCAAAGGCCUGGGGAGGCUGAGAGUGGCUGUCCCUUUUGGGUGGGCUGAGAGCAGCCUCAUCCUCCACCCUGCGAGACCAUAGAGCAGGGGUGGGGAACCUUCUUACUGCCAACGGCCAUUUGGGUAUUUAUAACAUCAUUCUCG